GGCGUCCUCAUUAGCGCUUUUUCUGUCUCCGCUGUCUUGUUCUUGAACAUCGUUCUCACCAUCAUCGCUGUUUCCAUGUCUUAUCAGAAGUUUGGAGGUCGGGACUUUAGCUCUUCCAUACUUUACCAGGGAAAGUGCUCCAUUUCAGGGAACUGGGCGCGCGGCUUGCAUUUGUUGAUUAAUAUUCUCGGCACAAUCAUGCUGGCAGCGAGUAAUUACUGUAUGCAGUGUCUAUGUUCGCCAUCUCGCCAGGACAUUGAAGGUGCCCACGCCCAGCGAAAAUGGCUUAACAUUGGUGUGUCCAGCAUAAAGAAUUUCCGUUUUGUUGACCGGAGGAGAGUUGUGUUAUGGAUAGUGCUAUUGUUGUCUUCUCUCCCGAUUCAUUUAUUGUACAAUUCUACUGUGUUUUCUGCCCUGGGUACACGCGAAUAUGGCGUCCUGCUUGCAUCCGCGAACUUUGACUUCAACAACCCACCAAAUCAUGACCAUGCAGGUUGCUUUGAACAGAAUAUUUCGAUGAACAUGUCCACUUUCUAUUCUGAGGUACCAAACUUCGAAAGACUCGAUACACAGAAAUGCAUCGAUACCUAUGCUUCCGACUACAUUGUAGAUCGAGGAACUCUCAUUCUGGUUACUAAUGAUAUGACUGCGGACAAUAACUCCUUGCGCUGGGUCAGCAUGGGAAAUUCGCCCCAACGGUACUCGUCGUAUUCUUUUUUGUGGAUGUGCCAGAAUGCUGCGAUAGAGAAUACGGCAGCUACAUGUGCGUUGGACUCAGUUAGGGCUGACUCACUCUCCGCGCUCUCGGUCGACUAUUGCUUAAGUCAAAAAGUCGAAGAGGAAUGUCAUCUACUAUUUAGUCUUCCAAUAUGCAUCGUCAUCAUCCUAUGCAACGCCAUCAAGAUUGUCUGCAUGUUCAUGACAGCUCGUGACACUAGAAAGGAGGUUUUUCUCACAGUUGGGGACGCCGUAUCGUCCUUCCUCAGCAGACCCGACACAACCACUGAGGGCAACUGUUUGUUGCCAAAGGAACUUGUUUCAAUGGGUCGGGAUUCAUGGACACGAUCAUCCAAGCCUGCGAAACUUCAGCCCGAUAAAAAACGAUGGAAAGACGCUGUGGGCAGUCUAUACUUCGCGGUGAUAAUCUUAUUCGUCAUGACGUUAAGAGCUAAAGGCCAAUCUAUUAAGCCUGCAGAGCUCUGGAAGCUGGGUUUUGGCAGCAUCGCCUCAUCUUCAAUAAUCAAGUUUUGCGACAAUCCUAGCAAUUGCUCGGGGACUAUAUCCAUAGCCCUCCUUGCAAAUAUCCCGCAAAUCAUUCUUUCAAGUGCAUAUUUUCUCUACAACAACAUGUUAACCGCCAUGCUUCUUGCCGCCGAGUACAAUGAUUACGCCAUAGAACGCAAGCCACUGCGCGUCUCCUGGGCAAAGGGGCUCCAGCGCUCGACUUAUUACCUCAGUCUUCCAUACCGAUACAGUAUCCCACUGAUGAUCUGCAACACAAUACUACACUGGCUUGUGUCCCAGAGCUUCUUUUUCGUGGAAGUCGUGUUGUAUGACAUGGCCGGGAGGCUUACCACAGAACGUCUGAUUGCAUGUGGUUAUUCACCAAUCGCACUUAUGGUCGCCAUACUUCUUGGGUUUGUGAUGGUGUGCACGAUUCUAGGGAUGGGUCUUAAGCAUUUCAGAACCAAUAUGCCUCUUGCUGUCAGUUGCAGUGCAGCGAUUAGCGCUGCGUGUCACCCCCC
Messenger RNA from Aspergillus ruber CBS 135680, 1745 nucleotides. RefSeq lists its product as uncharacterized. The record is from RefSeq and is a predicted model, not a curated record. NCBI's taxonomy places the organism in Eukaryota, Fungi, Ascomycota, Eurotiomycetes, Eurotiales, Aspergillaceae. The transcript has 4 exons. The annotation marks the transcript as partial.